AAGGCUACUCAUUUAGGCCAAGGGCGAAGAUUGGACGUUUCCAGCCAACCCCUGCAGCAUUCCGCAAGUAACCGCGAAACGACCACAGCGCUCUCGUGGCGGACAGCGAAGUCUUUAUUUGACGAGCAACGGAGCUGUAAAGAUUCCAUCGCCAUCCUCUGCGGUCUCAUGGUGUUCUUGGCUCGUAAAGUGGAGAUUGUUAAUAAGUGUCGCGUCCCGGAAGUGGUAAUGACUUUGUGUUCGGUUAUUCUUAGUCAUUGUAGGUCUGUGGUGCAGACCGAGAAUAGCUUCGAUGAGCAUGAACUAUUGUAAAAGUAGCAAACUGUAGAUGUGUUAGUGCUACUACAGAUUGAACUGACAACACAGUGAAAACCGGUUGAGUGGGGCCUGCAAAGUUCUGCAGGAAGGACGAAGGAAGAUAAGGGCGUAACUUUUAUGCUUUCUGCUCAGUAUGCAUCCUUCAAACCAGGGAAGAAUGAGAAGAAAGUGGACCUCAUCAAUGAAGGGGAAGAGGAACAGAUGGAGGUGUACGGGUACCGGCUGAGCGCGGGCCGCCAGUGCCUGGCUUGGCUGGGCUUCCUGGCGACGGCGGGCCUGCUGCGGCUCGUGUGCCACUGGUUCCCGCGGAUGCUGCUCUACCUCACCCACUGCCCCUGCAGCCUCCGCGACGCGCAGAAACUGCUCUGCGUGGAAAAUUACCAAGGAAAGUACAAAAUGUAUCAUAUAAGGACCUUCAAAACUAUUUCUGCUGAGGCUGUGAGCUCGCAAUGCGCCGAAGAAAUGUCUCCGGAGUCCAAGACGCUGCGAGCGUACUUAAGCAACGGUAAAGUAAAAGACAUGGAGGAGCUGCGCAUGGUGUCGGUGAAGAAGCUGCGAUACGUGUGGGACGACGCGGAACAGCGGCUGGUGCGUCUCAGCGGUCUGGAAGCUGCCGCCGGCUACGCGGACAUGCACGCCCACUCCGGCAUAUCGGACUCCCUGCGCUGCUCCAGACAAGCUGUUUACGGACUGAACGACAUAGAUGUGCCGAUGCAGAGCAUCCUCACCCUGUUCCUGCUGGAGGUGGUCAACCCGCUCUACAUCUUCCAAGUCUUCAGCUUGAUCGUGUGGUUCCUCGAGGGCUACUACUACUACACCAUGGUCAUCGUUCUCAUGUCCGCCUUCGGUGUCACGUCCAGCAUCACGCAGACACGGAAAAACCAGCGCAGCCUGCACGACACGGUGCACAAGACUGACGUGGUGACGGUGGACCGCGGCGCCUCCGGAGAAGGCACCCUCGAGGUGGAGACGACGCAGCUGGUGCCCGGUGACGUCAUAGUCAUCCCACCCAACGGCUGCGACAUGUACUGCGACGCCGUCCUCCUCUCUGGCUCCUGCAUCGUCAACGAGAGCAUGCUCACAGGGGAGAGUGUUCCCGUGACGAAGACGCCGCUGCCCAAGACCGCCGGUGGCUACUACAACGCCCGAGAGGACAGCAACCACACACUCUUCUGCGGCACAGAGGUGAUGCAGUCGCGAGGGCAGAAGGGCGGCUCUGCCAGGGCGCUGGUCCUGAGGACGGGCUACCUGACGGCCAAGGGCGAGCUGGUGCGGUCCAUCCUGUACCCGCCGCCAGCCGACUUCCGCUUCGACCGAGACGUCGGCCGCUUCAUCAUCGUACUGGGCAUAAUCUCCACCUGCGGCCUCAUCUACACCAUCGUCUCAAAGUCGAUGCGGUUCAUUCGGGCUUCGGACAUCGCCAUCAAGGCGCUGGAUCUCUUCACGAUCGUGAUCCCGCCGGCGCUGCCCGCCACCAUGACCGUGGGCAAGUUGUACGGCCAGAAGCGACUCGAGAAGGCGCGGAUCUUCUGUAUCAACUCCAGAGUCAUCAACGUCUCCGGCUCGAUCGACUGCAUCUGUUUCGACAAGACGGGCACGCUGACGGAGGACGGCCUGGACAUGUGGGGCGUGGUGGAGGUGGAGCCCGAGGGGCGGUCUCUGCAGCCCCCAGCCAGGGACCCACAGGAACUGCACGACGGACCCCUGAGGAGGGGCAUGGCCUGCUGCCACUCGCUCAGCCUCAUCGACGGCGAGUACGCCGGGGACCCGCUCGACGUCCGGAUGUUCGAGUUCACGAAGUGGGAGCUAGUGGAAGAAGAAGAGGACGUGGCGGACGGGGAACCUGAAGAGGACGCAGAGGACGAAGAGAACCUGCCGACGGUCGUGAGACCGCCUCCAGGAGAGAGCCAGGCCCCCAAGGAGAUCUCUAUCGUGCACCAGUUCCAGUUUUCCUCCAGACUGCAGCGCAUGAGCGUCGUCACUGUGACUGCUGGAGUCCAGGACUACGACAUGUACUGCAAGGGAUCCCCAGAGAUGAUCACCUCACUGUCCGACCCCAGCACAGUGCCGACCGGCCUGAACGAGACGCUCCACGAGUACACCAGCAAGGGCUACCGCGUGAUCGCCAUGGGCCACCGGCGACUGGAACGCGCCACCAACCUGCAGAAGCUGGCGCGAGAGGACGCAGAGCGUGAACUGCGAUUCCUGGGCAUCAUUAUCCUGGAGAACCGCCUCAAGCCCCAGACCACACCCGUCAUCGCCGAGCUGACCGCGGCGCGCUUCAAGAUCGUCAUGAUCACAGGAGACAACAUCCAGACGGCAUCGAGCGUGGCCCGUGAGAGCGGCAUCGUGCUGCCGCACGAGACCAUCGUGGAGGUGACUGCCCGGGAGCUGCCCACGUCAGCGCCCCAGGUCUACUUCACCAGGUCCACCAUCGCGCCGCCGAGCAUGCCGUGCGACGGCGGGCUGAGCAACGCAGCUUUCGAGGUGUCGCCCGGGGACGAGGAGACGUGCGUCGGCGGCGGGGGCGGCGCGUCGCCCUACCGGCUGGCCGUCACAGGCCCCACGUGGGCGGCGCUGCGCAGCGCUCGGCAGGACCUGCUGCCGCGUGUCGUGGCCGCCGGCGCCAUCUUCGCGCGCAUGUCCUCCGACCAGAAGCAGCAGCUGGUGCAGGAGCUCAAGGAGAUGGGCUACUACGUGGCCAUGUGCGGGGACGGCGCCAACGACUGCGGCGCGCUCAAGGCGGCGCACGUGGGCAUCUCGCUGUCCGAGGCGGAGGCGUCGGUGGCGUCGCCGUUCACGUCGCGCGAGCCCGACAUCUCGUGCGUGCCUCGGAUCGUGCGCGAGGGCCGCGCCGCGCUCGUCACCUCGUUCGGCAUCUUCAAGUUCAUGGUCGCGUACAGCAUCGCCGAGUUCACGUCGGUGGCGCUGCUCUACGGCAUCGACAGCAACCUCACCGACUUCGAGUUCCUCUUCAUCGACAUCUGCCUGGUGGUGCACUUCGCGCUCACGUUCGGCAACACGGAGGCGUUCUCGGGGCCGCUGGUGCCGGAGUCUCCCAUGACCGGCCUCUACACCAUCACGCCGAUGCUCUCCCUGUGGCUGCAGGUGCUCGUCAUCGUCGCCGGCCAGACCGCCGGCUUCUACGUGGUGCGCUUCUUCCCCUGGUUCGAGCCGUUCGACUUCGCCCAGGUGCAAACCUACGCGUGCUACGAGAACUACGGCGUCUUCUCGGUAUCCAUGUUCCAGUACAUCAUCGCGGCGAUCGUGUUCUCCCAGGGGAAACCCUACCGCAAGCCGGUGUACACCAACCGCUACCUGCUCGCUUCGCUACUCGUCAUGACGGGCGUCUGCACCUACAUAACCGUCUACCCGGCCCGCUGGAUCAUGAACUUCCUCCAGCUCAAGCUGCCGCCCGCCUACGACGUGCGCGUCGUCAUACUCUGCAUGGCCGUCGUCUCCUUCGUCGUCGCAAUGUUCCUCGAGAACUUCGUCGUCCAGUACCUGGUGUUCAAGAAAGCCCGCGCCAAGUUCUCCGUCUGCGGCCCGAAGGGUUCGCCGAAGGCGAAGCUGAUCGAGGAGAUGCGCGAGGACAUCAGUUGGCCUCCCAUCACCAAGGAAAUUCCGCCCAUCACUAUGAACGGGAUCGCACCGACGACGUACAAGAUCGACUACAGCUCCGGAGACACUACCGCUCAGACGAAAUUAUGAUUUUGUCGGUGGUUAGUUUUGUAUUAGACGGCUGACUUAGGCGGUUAGACAAAGCUUUAUUGUAGGUAGUGUCAACACUGCUGGAAAUAAUUCACUGAAAUAAAAUAAAAAUCUCUGAGAGUCGUCGAGAAAAUUCCGUUGCUGUACUGGUGGAGAAUGUACAAAAUUCGUAUUUAGUUAACUUCCGUCCACUAUCGUAAGGAAUGCAGAAUGGUGCCACAAAAGAUGUAGAGCUUGCACAAUUUGUACAUAUGUAUAUAUUGGUCACGGCAGUAAUUUUUCACUGUCAUGUUAAAUACAUCUUCAGAUUUGAACUUUUUUUUCCGCGUGUAAUACUCUCAAAAUACGCUGCAGUGUGUUCUAGCAUUCUGAUUAUUAUUGGGAGCAUCCAACCUAAGCGAUUGUUGCCAGAUUUUAAAGUUGAUGGUGUUAUAAUGGUGCUUCUUAGAACUGGGUGCCUACGCGGUCUUU
Schistocerca gregaria is the source of this 4500-nucleotide messenger RNA. Its product is annotated as polyamine-transporting ATPase 13A3-like. The transcript is spliced from 18 exons. NCBI's taxonomy places the organism in Eukaryota, Metazoa, Arthropoda, Insecta, Orthoptera, Acrididae. The record is from RefSeq and is a predicted model, not a curated record. Gene Ontology annotation, biological process: polyamine transmembrane transport; intracellular calcium ion homeostasis. Gene Ontology annotation, molecular function: ATP binding; polyamine transmembrane transporter activity; P-type transmembrane transporter activity. The coding region runs from base 436 to 4029 and encodes 1197 amino acids. Gene Ontology annotation, cellular component: membrane.